Molecule: messenger RNA, 1358 nt
Organism: Setaria italica (foxtail millet)
Lineage: Eukaryota; Viridiplantae; Streptophyta; Magnoliopsida; Poales; Poaceae
Product: transcription factor APG
Biological process (GO): regulation of DNA-templated transcription
Molecular function (GO): DNA-binding transcription factor activity
Source: RefSeq, a predicted model, not a curated record
UAACAGGCCUUCAGUUCAGUACGUUAUCAAAGAGGAUAUACAUGGAUAUACUAGCAGGGGUUAAGUUCUGAAAGGGUUGUAUGAUCCCAAAUAUAUUCUAGCUGAUGCUGCUGCGAUCAACAAAAGGGACAGGUGAGAAAUGUGCCGAUGGUUGAGAUGAGAGAAGGGCAUCGCAUAGAAAAUUAAAGAGUGAAUUCCCUCAAUGCCACUAGAAUUUACAGCGCUUCCCUCGGUGCCAUUGAAAUUCUUAGCUUUCCUUCAGUGCCACUAGAUAACAUUUCACUUCCCUCACGAGUGAAAUGAUAAUUUUACUCUUAUAAUAACUGCUGCUGCAGCAGGUGGCGUGUCGCUCUUCCUUAACUGCUCGCCCACCUCUCUUCUUCCUCCCUUCCUCCAUAUCACGCGCAUAAGCAACAGUUCGUGCUAGCUACUGCUCCGACCUCCGACUCCCUAUCCUCUCCGUCUGCUCGCCCGCGCCAAGGCACAGUACCAGCAGCAGCGUGCGCUCCGUCCUGCUCCACCUGUCGCCGCACGGCGCUCGGAUGUCAGUAUCUGCCACGCGACUACGCGAGUUCUUCGAUUGGAGCCAACCGGUGCUGAUGAUACCUGUGUGGCUGUGUGAUUCUCUCACCUGCAGGACCGGGUCAGGCGACGAGCUAGCCGAGUUGCUCUGGGACAACGGGCCGGCGCUCAGGGGGGCGCCGCCGCCGUUCCAGCCAUUCACCUGCAGCACCGGUGGCAGCAGCAGGACCCACGAGCUCAAGCGCCACGCUGCCGCCGCCGGCCUGGCCUCCGUGCCGCUCGGGACGCACGACGCCGACCUCUCCAUCCACGACGACGCCGUGCCGUGGCUACAUUGCCCCGUCGUCGACGACGACGGCGAGGCGCCGCUGCCGCCGGAGUACUGCGCCGGCUUGCUGUCCGAGUACCCGGGGCUCCCCGCCAGCGCGCUGCCCGCCUCCUCCCACCACGGCGCGGCCAUCCCGCCCUCCCGCGCCGCGGCGCCGUCGGAGGCCGCGGCCAAGCAGGCCCCGCCGAGCGCCGGUGAGGGCGUCAUGAACUUCACCUUCUUCUCGCGUGCAACAGCGGCCGCGAGGACGGUGGCGGGUGACCACCUCGUUGGUCUGCUCCGGCAACGGUGACCGGAGCCAGCCCAAGAGGAGCAGCCACCACCAGCUCCUGGACUGCUCCAUAUUGUCAUUGGACAAGGGGCAAGGUUGGUAUUGUGCAGCAGAACGGAAGCGGCUCUUCCGAGCGUGGGUCCAUCUAGUCAGUGAGGAAAACUUAAUAGCCAUGGACGGAAAUGGCAAGAAAUUUGAAAUAAUGGCAGUGAGAGGAAUUUAAGAAUUUGAAUAGCA